UUUCUAACCCUGCCAGUGGACCUCUGAAGUGUUUCCUCAGUAUGGCGCCAUACCAGCAUCCUCUCGCGGCCGUUUAAUGCCAUGCUUCUUCGACCAUGUCUUUCUCUCACUUCUUCAACGCUUUUAUCAAGCGUAUUCCUAUUCAGAAAAACGUCAUUACGCAUUCGACGUACUUUCUCUCUCUAGAAAGGGAAUUCUCCAUUUUGGGAUCGGUCUUUCAUGAAUCCCCUGUACUUCGAAGACAUCAGAGAGAUUUUCUCUCUCUGGAAAGGCCACCCUUUUUUUCGACACAGGUCUCACAAGAGGCACCGAGAAGAGAGAGACUUGAUCAUGGAGAUGAGAGAGAGGCUUCAUCGCCAGUUGCUGAGGAUAAUUUAAGGAACAGGAUCUUCAGGCUCAGAUUCCCGAAACGCAGUGCAGUGACAGCGCUAGAGAGAUGGGUUGGAGAAGGAAAACCUGUUUCUCAAGCAGAGCUUAGGCUGAUUGUGAAGGAUCUCAAGAAAUCUCAGCGUUACAAGCAUGCUCUCGAGAUUUCAGAAUGGAUGGCAGACAAAAACAAGAAUCAAAUGUCAGCAACCGACCAUGCUAUCAGGCUUGAUUUGAUUAUUAGUGUCCAUGGUUUGCCACAAGCCGAGGUAUACUUCAAAAAUCUCAAAGAUGAUGCAUCAAGAAAGGCUGCAUGUCUUCCACUUCUCCAUUGCUAUGCGAAAGCCAAGGACACCGAGAAUGCUGAAGCAUUCAUGUCAAAGUUGCAAGGUUGGGGCCUAGCUCUAAACCCAGCGCUUUACAAUGAGAUGAUGAAGCUUUAUAUGGCCACUGGGCGCUAUCGAAAAGUACUCCUUGUGAUUCGACAAAUGAAGCGAACCAUGACUCCUCUCAAUAUUCUCUCUUACAACCUUUGGAUGAAUGCAUGUGGAAUGAUUGCUGGUCCACCUGCCGCUCGUAGGGUUUAUGAGGAAAUGGUGAAUGAUGAGAAUGUAAAUGCAGGUUGGAGCUCAUAUGCCACAAUGGCCAACAUAUAUGUCAAGGCUGGAGAUACCCUAAAGGCAAUGGAGGCAUUAAAAUCAGCUGAACAGAAGCUCUCAAAUAAAAAUCGACUUGGAUAUUUCCUUCUCAUUACACUCUAUGCCUCAUUGAGCAACAAAGAGGGGGUCCUUAGGCUUUGGGAGUUGAGUAAGAGAGUUAAAGGUAGAAUCUCUUGCACAAAUUAUAUGUGUGUAAUGUUGUGUUUAGUGAAGGUCGGGGAUAUUGGAGAAGCCGAAAAGGUUUUUAAGGAAUGGGAGUCGAAGUGUAGGAAGUAUGAUGUUAGGGUUUCAAAUGUGCUUCUAGGUGCUUAUGUGAGGAAGGGAUGGAUGGAUAAGGCAGAGGCAUUGCAUCAACAUACAUUGAGGAAAGGUGCUAUUCCAAACUUUAAGACAUGGGAGAUACUUACGGAGGGGUGGGUGGACCGCAAUGAGAUGGAUAAGGCUGUUGAAGCCAUGGAGAAAGGGCUUUCAAGGUUGAAAGGUUGUAAGUGGCGUCCUUCGAAUUCGAUACUGGCAGCCAUUGCCGAGUAUUUUGAGAAAAGAGGUUCUAUUGAAGAUACUGAAAGAUAUGUGAAUACCCUACGACAUUAUGGACUUGUGAAUAUUUCAGUUUAUAAAUCUUUGCUUAGAGUCUAUGUUCAAGCUCGUAUGGUAACUCUAGACAUUGUAAAGUUGAUGGAGAGUGAUCAAAUUAAGUUUGAUAAGGAAUCUCUUGAUCUUAUUCGUGAGUCAAGGUCCUAUGCCUCUCCUGAAUGAGAGGUGUUAUCCAUGGCUGGUGGACGGGGGCAUGUUAGCUGCAAAGGCAAUGAAAAUGUGCCAUUUAUUUGGUUUAUAUUUUCUGAAACAAGAGAAGAAUUUAUGUGGAUAGGAUUAUUUCUAUGGGCAAGUUUUCUAUGCUUCCUCUACAACAUAAAAGGUAUAUAUUUCCUGGUAUGAACAUUCUGAAUAGACGA
This is a messenger RNA of Amborella trichopoda, 1978 nucleotides long. RefSeq names its product pentatricopeptide repeat-containing protein At5g27460. Gene Ontology annotation, cellular component: mitochondrion. Gene Ontology annotation, molecular function: protein binding. Lineage: Eukaryota; Viridiplantae; Streptophyta; Magnoliopsida; Amborellales; Amborellaceae. The record is from RefSeq and is a predicted model, not a curated record.